AAGCGCCACAGAACUACCUAAUAAUUACUCCCUCUUUCCACAAACUACCACAUUCACCAAUUUCCUCCCCUUCUCCCCCCAUCUCUCCCCUCACAAACCACCAUGUUUGAUCCAAGAACUGAACUUCCCAACAACCAUGUUCAUCCCUUCAAUCCCACUCCACAUAUAUAUGACCAUUUGGGGAAGAUGAAUUACGACGCGAGGGCUCGAAAAACAGCACAAAAGUACGAGAAUUAUAGGAGUCGAAAUGGCAUGGAAGUCCAAUUCAGACCAGAUAACAUGGGAGAAGAUGAGUCAGGUGUUUUUUCGCCGCCUCUAUGGAAAUCAAGCCCACCCAGAAGCCCGACACACACCCGACAUCCCCAGAACAAUUACCGGUCUCUAUCUCCCAAUUCAAGAGCUCAGGCAAUAGCAAGAGGCCAGUGGGAGCUCAUGGAGAUGGUUAAAACCAUGCCUGAGUCAUGUUAUGAGCUCUCCUUGAAAGAUAUUGUGGAUCACCCUACUAGAGUCAUGGAAAGUGAAGAAGAGUGUUUGGUUGGUGAGAAAAGCUUUGGCAGAGAAGAUUUGAGUCAAAGGGUGAAGGUGGUUAAGAGGCAGGAAAGUAACAAGAAUGAGAGUAAAGGAAAGGUGACGAUGAGAAGCACAAGUUUUGACAAUGGUGGGUUUCUUUUGAAAAUGGUUUUUCCAUUUUCUUUUGGAUUGAAGAAGAAGAAGAAGAACUUGACAACAAACGGUUUGGGAUCAAAAGUUUCACCAAAACCUGAUAAGGAAUGGUGCAAGAAAAGAUCUUUUGGUUCGAGCGAGACAGUGGCCGGUGCGGUAAGAAGCAAUAGUGGCAGCAGUGGCAGCAGCGGAAGCAGAAACAGCAGCCGCAGCAACAGCAACAGCAGCAGGAGCAGGAACAGUGGUUGGUCACCUGGUUGCUGGUCCUUCUUCAUCUCCAAUAAAAACAAAGAAAGUGCAAAGUGAAUGAGCACUGCCAUUUUUGGAUUGGCAUACUGCAUACCCAUAAAAUAGAAUCUUUAGGACUAUCACCAAACAAGUGCAAUGUAACAUAUUGUGUAUUCCUUGAAAUUUUUUGAGUUGGUAAUUUUUUUCUUUUUUUCUUUUUAAAUUUUAUUUAUAAAAAAAAAUUAUGUGUACAUGAUUCUUGCACAAAAAAGGUCACACCGUUGUCUCUAUUGUAUGCAUGAAUUAUGUGCACGUAGUAAAAUUAUAUAUUUGUUAAAUUGUUUUA
Molecule: messenger RNA, 1237 nt
Organism: Camellia sinensis
Lineage: Eukaryota; Viridiplantae; Streptophyta; Magnoliopsida; Ericales; Theaceae
Source: RefSeq, a predicted model, not a curated record